AAACAUUUUCCUGUUUAUUUUAUGAAUUCUGACUAGUUAUGUGUGACUCUGUGACUCACAUAUCCAAAUAUGGUUAUUACCUUUAUAAUUAUUGAAGGUAGGCUCGGACGGAAGGUAAUAAUAACAAAUUGAAUGGAAUGAUUACAUACCCAAGUCAUGUAAGCGGAACUUUGAGGGGAAAUUUGUGAACCCGGAUGUGCUCCAUUGAACAACUUCAAACCCAUUCGAGCCCGGCAUUCGAGUCUCGAUCAUUGCACGGAAAAGUUUGACUGCGUGAAGUUGAUUGGAUCGUGAUUAUAUCUGAAUCAAGAAGUGGUGGUUACAUUAAUGUCAGAUAAUUAUCACAUAUGACUGUCAAAGAUGACUACAACAAUGACAGCAGUGAAUGACUCUUCGACAAUGUCGACAACGCUCUCAACAUCGACGUCGUUUGUGUCAGAGACAAUGGAAUAUACCGAAUGGAACGGGUCUUCGUAUGAUAUGAACAUGACAACGAUUGCGACAACGAAAAAACAGCUUGUAUCGGAUGCAGAAGCUCUCGUGAUGAGUGUGUUCCUGAAUGUCAUAGCGCUGUUAGGAAUCAUUGGAAAUUCAGUAGUUAUCAUGAGUGUGGUGUUCUGUCGAAAGUUACAAACAGCGACCAACGUGUUCAUUAUAGCUCUCAGUGUGACAGAUCUCUUGGUGUGUAUUACACUACCAUUUCAGACGUUUGCUUUAAUUUCAAAAGAUGGCUGGCCCUUGCCAGACUGGCUAUGUGCCUCUAUUGGUGGUAUAACAAGCAUCUGCUUUGGGGCUAGUGUUCUGCUACUCGUUCUAAUCGCCAUCAACAGAUAUUUCGUUAUCACCAGACCUCGUAGCACUUGUCAACGGUUCUACAAACCUCGUAACCUUUUUCUCAUGGUGUCCUCAACCUACCUAUACACUUUCAUCAUGUUCGCUGUCCUACCGAUAGUUGAUAUCGGAAAGUUAGGUUAUUCGGAAUCCUAUCGUAUCUGUUCGUGGGAUGACGAGCACGAACUCUCUGAAGUCAACGACAUCAUCGUGGGGCUGACAUUCAGCGUAUCGUUCAUCAUCAUCGUCGUCUGCUACGUCCGAAUAUUUUUAUUCAUCAAGAAGCAUCACCGUGCCAUGCUUUCUCAUAGAUCACCAAGUGAAGGAAAUGUCGGGAUGGAGAAUGACUUUACAAGCGCAGAUCAGACGGAGACCCAGCUACCCUCUACCCCUUCCUCCGUACCUCAUAAUAUAGCAAAUUCUAACAUUACAGAAGGACGGAAGACAUCGGGUAUCCAGACUGUAGUCAACAGACGAGAGGUGGAGAUCACCAAGAACCUUCUAAUGGUCAUUGUAUCAUUUUUCCUGUGCAUUGCACCUUACAGUGUCUCUUUGCUGUUACCCGAAGGUCUAUCCCUGUCUAUAUUCACCGGGAUACUCCUUAUGGCCAAUGCUUGCAUCAAUCCAAUUAUAUAUUCCUUCAAACAUCCUACAUUUAAAGUUGUCAUCCGAUGUGUUAUCUGCUGUAGGUAUGCAGACAUUCCAAAGCCUUCGCCGACAUUAAAGAAACUCUUAAACCUGAGGCGUAAAACACCUUAAGAACAACCUAUCUAAGUG
This is a messenger RNA of Lytechinus variegatus (green sea urchin), 1608 nucleotides long. RefSeq names its product G-protein coupled receptor moody-like. Gene Ontology annotation, biological process: G protein-coupled receptor signaling pathway. The record is from RefSeq and is a predicted model, not a curated record. The transcript has a single exon. The coding region runs from base 361 to 1590 and encodes 409 amino acids. Gene Ontology annotation, molecular function: G protein-coupled receptor activity. Lineage: Eukaryota; Metazoa; Echinodermata; Echinoidea; Temnopleuroida; Toxopneustidae. Gene Ontology annotation, cellular component: membrane.